UUGUCUGUUAGAAAUUCAAAUAGUAACAACAUUGUUCUGAAAUCCAUAAAUUUCAUCGUCAAAAUGAAGCAACUGCUCUUAAAUUUUAUUCUACACCAUUUUCUAAAUACAAAUACCAAUUCGCUUGUUGUGCUGAACUGUUGGAGUUUGCAAACUCAAUGUGACUUCUCAAAAAUGCUGAACGAGCACUCGUUUUAUUCACGUUUUGUAAACAUCGAAUCUAUUGAUAGUUCAAGCGACUUUGAGUAUCGUUACUUACUACAUAAUCGGCCUGGCUUGGGUGCAUAUCUUGAUAUGAAUUGCAAUAGUGCGGAGCAAGUAUUGAGUAUCCUUAAUCGUAGCCGUCUCUACAAUGAACACUACAAAUGGCUGCUGUACGAUCGUACAGCCGAUCUAAGCAAUUUCAAACGUCUUUUUGAUGAUGCUAAUAUUGGUGUGGAUGCAGAGCUUACUUACGCUAUCUUGGAGCCAACACUACUCGGCGUGGUUACCGACGUGAACAGGACCUUAUUUGUAAAAUACGAUGUAUACAAUAACGGGCACUAUUUAGGUGGUAAACUGAAUAUGACCAUUGAUUGUGAAGUUGAAUGCAAUAUGAAAACAUGUUAUAUUAAACGUUAUCUCUCUGAACUACAUACGCGCUCCAAGUAUGGUAAUCGAGUUAAGUUGCAUGAUAUAACAAUGCGUGUGUCUGUGGUGGUCACUAAAUUACCGUUGAGUUCACCCGUAACGGUGCUUACUGAUUUUCUCAAGUCUGAGAAUAAUUCGGAUGUUGAUCCGAUAACGCGUUUUGGAUUUAGAAUUUUGUUGAUUUAUAAAGAUUUAUUUGGUUGCAAAAUGCGUUAUACUUUCCGCUCUCACUGGGGCAUCAAUGAAACUUACGGUGGUGGUAUAGGUGACUUGGUUUCGGGUAAGGCCGACUUUUUAUCAACACCUUUUCUCAGCACGCCUGUGCGUCUUAAACACGUUUUACCACUUGUCGAAACUGGUGGCUUUAGUUCGAUCUGCCUCUUUCGUACACCGCGUAGUUCCAGCAUAAAAGGUGAAGCAUUUCUGCAACCUUUCGAUGGUUCAGUUUGGCUCGUAUUCAUUAUACUGUUGAUAGUGGUAGCAGUUCUUUUAUGGCGCAUCUUCGCUUUGGAGUUACGUAACUUUCGUGCUCAUUUACCGUAUAAACCCUCUUUGCUGGCGACCACACUAUUGGCUUUCGGCUCGGCUUGUUAUCAGGGUAGUAGUAUUGUACCGUUUUCGGCGGGUGGUCGUAUGGCCUAUUUUUCACUUUACUUUGCCACUUUCAUAAUAUAUAACUACUACACGUCGAUUUUGCUUUCAACAUUGCUUGGAACACCGCCGAAAUCAGAUAUUAAAACAUUGGGUCAGUUGGCUGAUAGUGCUUUGCCGGUUGGUUUGGAGCCCUUGCCCUACACCUAUGUAUAUUUGAAUGGCUCCCAGUUGCCCGAUGUGCGUCGCUUUGUGUAUCGCAAAAUUGAGUCGAGUAAAAAUCCGCAAAAAGUCUGGAUUCCUGUAGAAGAGGGCGUUUUACGCGUGCGUGAUGAACCAGGCUUUGUUUUCGUGCUUGAGACUUCGUAUGCUUACCCAUUUUUGGAACGAAAUUUCCUACCUCAUCAGAUUUGUGAUUUGAAUCAGGUUAAUUUUCGCCCGGAUAAAAGCCUCUUUACGCAGCUGCACAAGAACUCUUCAUACAAAGAACUAACGCGUGUGCGCGGCAUACGUAUGUUGGAGACGGGCGUUUUCCAUAAGCAUCGACAUUAUUGGGUUAGGAAUAAAUUGAAUUGCGUACCGACUAAUUAUCUAUUCGCAGUGGGUAUGGAAUAUGCGGCACCACUCUUUCUAAUGUUGGUUUUCUCUUACAUCAUAUGCCUGCUACUGUUGGGAGCGGAGUUACUCAUUAAACGCUUGAGUAAGAGUGUCAAAUGAGAUAAAUUUUUAAAUUUUCAAGACAAGCAACGAGUAUUGUGGAAUUUCUUUUAAUUUAAGAAAUGAGCAAAACCUGUGAAAGUAUUUAUAAUUGACUCACAGUGUUUGUAUGAAAAUGUAUAAAAAUCAAACUUGAAUAAAAGUAGAAGUUUUAGAACACAAUAUGUAUCUCGAUUGUAUGCGGAAACAACUCUGCAGUUUGAUCAGAUGCAUUUAUUUGAGAACUCCAAGC
Bactrocera oleae (olive fruit fly) is the source of this 2170-nucleotide messenger RNA. Its product is annotated as ionotropic receptor 75a. NCBI's taxonomy places the organism in Eukaryota, Metazoa, Arthropoda, Insecta, Diptera, Tephritidae. Gene Ontology annotation, cellular component: membrane. The record is from RefSeq and is a predicted model, not a curated record. Gene Ontology annotation, molecular function: ligand-gated monoatomic ion channel activity.